Molecule: messenger RNA, 1414 nt
Organism: Helianthus annuus (common sunflower)
Lineage: Eukaryota; Viridiplantae; Streptophyta; Magnoliopsida; Asterales; Asteraceae
Exons: 1
Coding region: 212-1177 (321 amino acids)
Source: RefSeq, a predicted model, not a curated record
CAACUGUUGAUAUGUUCUUAACAUGCCUGAUAAUAAUAAGUGUCCGAAUACGACAGCGGUGAAAAACCAACCAAAACACGAUCCAAAUUCUCCAGUUCCCCUCACAUUUGACUUUGACUUUGAAAACUCCACACACCCCCCUUCAUCAAACCCCCAAAUCUCACCUCAAUUUCUCCAUCUCAACAACAACAACGAUCUGUAAACUGUAACAAUGGCCGGACUCCUUACAUACAUCAUCGGCGGCACCGGCUUAUUCCUCAUCGGCGCUUCCGAAUCCUUAAUCUCCACCACCCCAACCCUAACCCAAAUCUCCACCCCAUCGUCAACACCCUCAAAAAAAUCAACCCCUUUCAUCUUCUUCACAGCCUCUUUACUCUCCUUCUUAUUCAUAUCAAAUUCCUUUAUCUCCAUAACCUCCGCCCUCAAAUCCCACGACCAAACCGGCGUCGUUUUACAACUAGAAGUCAUCUCAAUUGCCGCUUUAUUCUUACUACUAUCCAUUUUAGGUGCAGUGACACAUCUCAAAAAUUCUGUUAAUAUUCCGUCACAUGUGAUCAACCUGCUAUGUUUAUUCGGGUUUGUUGAAGAGUUCUUUUUGUUUUAUAUUCAGAAGAAAGACCCCGAUGGGAUCGAAAACCGGUAUUAUGAUCUGUUGCUUGUGCCUAUUUGUGUUUGUAUUGUAUCCACGCUUCUUGAAUUGAGAGAGGAGGGUGCGAAGUAUUCGCGAUUGGGGCGGGGGGUUGGGUUGGUUAUGCAGGGGAUGUGGUUUGUGCAGAUGGGGUUGUCGUUUUAUUCGGGGUUGAUUACGGAUGGGUGUUUUAUGAAGAAGAAGAGUAGGGGGAAUUUUACGAUUUGGUGUAAAGGGCAUCCGGAGUUUCAUAGGGCUAGAGCGGUUGCUACGUUGCAGUUUAAUUGUCAUCUUGCGUUGCUUGUGUGUUUUAUUGCUGGUGGGUAUAGUUUGGUUAGUAGGAGGUAUGGGGUGAGUGGUGGAGCGAUGGAGUAUAAGCCGCUUGGAGCGGAAAUGCAGCGUGUGAGUAUGAGUCAUCAUGCGCAGUUUACUUUGGAUAGUGAUGAUGAUGAUGAUGAUGAAGAUGGCGUUAAAGAUGAUGAGGGGGUGGAGAAGAAUGUUGUUGUAGUCGCUGAGACGGGUGUCAAUGGUUAUGGUUCUCAUCACUGAGGUAAUUCUAGGUGGUUCAGUAAAGUGUUUGUUUGUUUGUUUUGUUGUCGAUUUUGUAGGUGAGAUUAGAGGGUACAUUGUGGUUCUUUAUGUUCGAUAAAGAUUAUGUUAUGAACUUAUGAUUUUGAACUCUUUAUACAAUCUAAUACGUUACCAUUUGCUCUCUUGUAAAGCAUGUAUCGAAUCUUCAUUGUGUUCUUGUGUUGGUUUAUGGAUCUUGGUGAUGAUAGUUUGAAA